AUGGAGCCUGUUUUUGGUCUCAGGCUCCUUUCCACGCCGUUCAUAAACGGGGCUGAUGUACACAGAACCCCUGCGUCAUCUGAUCGACCGGCGUCGGUGGAGAAGGGCGGGAGCAUCACUACCUCAUGCUGCCUCAUCGCGCUCGAAGGCGCCGUGUCUCGGAUGCAGUCGGUCCUUCGAGAGCUGGGCCGUGUGAUCCGGGACAGGAAGACUCUGCGUGUGAUGCUGAUCUGCUGACGCUGGGCUCUGUUUCAGUACCCGCUGAAGGAGGUGGUGGUGAUCCAUCAGGACCCAGAGGCGCUCAGAGACAUCCAGUCCCUGCAGAAAAAAGUAAAAGUGGAACUGAAUGUCCGCCAGCUCACUCUGUCCACUGACAAGGACAAAUAUGGCAUUCGUCUGCGAGCUGAACCCGAUCACAUGGUGCUGGGCAAACGGCUGAAAGGGGCAUUUAAAUCCGUGACUGCUUCCAUCAAAGAGCUGAAGAGUGAAGAGCUGGAGAUCUUCCAGAGGACAGGGUCCAUCGUGGUGGACGGUCACGAGCUGCUGGAGGACGACCUGCGUCUGAUGUACAGCUUCGAUCAGAGCUCAGGAACGCCGGCUCAGUACGAGGCUCACUCGGACGCUCAGGUGCUGGUUCUUCUGGACGUCACGCCCGAUCAGGCCAUGCAGGACGAGGGUGUGGCCCGAGAGGUCAUCAACCGCAUCCAGAAGCUGCGCAAGAAGGGUCACCUGGUCCCGUCGGAUGAGAUCACGGUGUAUUACAGCAGUCAGCCGGCGGGAGAAUACCUGGAUAAAGUGAUCCGAGCACACACUGACUUCAUACUGGCCACCACUAAAGCUCCUCUCAAGCCCUAUCCUGUGGCCCAGAGCUCCAGCGUGAUCGUCCAGGAGAAAACACAGCUCAAGGGCUCAGACCUGGACUUGACCAUCGUUAGAGGUCCGGCGUCUCAGGCGCCUCUGACCUCCGCCGCCUGCGCCUUCGUCAACCUCAGGGUCACUCUCAGGACAAACAGCAAGGUCAGGGUGAUCCUGCUGGAGAACCCCAGGGGUGACGACACGCUGGGCGUGGAGCGGCUCAAGAGCGUCUGCUGUAGUGUGUUCGGACUCAACGGUGCACCUGUGACCAUAUUCAGCGGGAGGACAGCGCUGACCGCUGGGACUGACCUGAUGUCCCUGAGCGGGAAAACGCUGACGGUGACCUCGGGUUCGAGUCCCGCAGACGUGAGCGGCUCCGACCCUCCUCUGUGUCCGUAUGUGAACCUGCAGCUCGUGAACACCGGAGAAGUGGCCACGCUGCUCUUGAUGAACCCAGUGGGGAAGAACGCCUUGCUCUUCCCCGAUCUGCUGCGAGAAGCGGCUAAAGUCUUCGGCCUGAGAGGAAGGAAGCUGCGGCUGUACCUGAACGAGGAGCUGACAGACGAGCUGGAGGCGUCUUCUCUGCACUCUCUGAACACCAAGACCCUCUACGUGAAGGUUCUUCCUACAACAGCAGAAGCUUAACCAGACCAGACCUGCGUCUGAUGAAGAUCUGAUCCGGAUCAUGUUUGGUGUUUGUAAUGGAAACAGGGAAGGUCAAAUAACUCAGAUUUCAUGUAUGUUGGUUGAUCAAGUAAAGUUUAUAACUGGAUCUGUACUCUGUGGGUUUCUGUUGGGAAGCUUUGAAUAAAACUUGAGAUGCAGGUAAAA
This is a messenger RNA of Puntigrus tetrazona (Sumatra barb), 1686 nucleotides long. RefSeq names its product isoleucyl-tRNA synthetase 1 (gene iars1). The transcript has 14 exons. Gene Ontology annotation, molecular function: isoleucine-tRNA ligase activity. Gene Ontology annotation, biological process: isoleucyl-tRNA aminoacylation. The record is from RefSeq and is a predicted model, not a curated record. Lineage: Eukaryota; Metazoa; Chordata; Actinopteri; Cypriniformes; Cyprinidae.